This is a messenger RNA of Odocoileus virginianus texanus, 1367 nucleotides long. Lineage: Eukaryota; Metazoa; Chordata; Mammalia; Artiodactyla; Cervidae. The record is from RefSeq and is a predicted model, not a curated record.
AUGCGUCCUACGUUCCGCGCUUUGUUGCAAAAGCUAGGGGGUGAGGUCUUGCGGUUCGCGCGAGUGGCGGCCAGACGCGGCGGCCGGGGCGGAGGAUGGAGGCUGUGGUGUCCACGGCAACGGUCGUGGCCGCGCGUGAGAAGGUGGCUGUGUAGGCAACUCGGGCUCUGUGGAGACUGGCGGUGGUGGCCGGGCCAUGGCGGGAGACCGUCUGUGUUGGGCUCCCUGAGGUGCGCUCCCUGCCGUCUCGGGGAGCCGUGACCCAUGGGCUCGCUGAGCAGCCGGGUGCUGCGCCACCCAGGGCGAGCCCGAGCCCAGCAGGAGCCGGCUUCUGGGGCUGGGGGCUCCGCCCGGAGGCCGGAGACUGGUGGCGACGCGCCCGGCCAUGGCUUCUGUUACUGUCCGGGUAGUCACAAGCGCAAGCGGAACAGCGGGGCCUUCUGCUACUGUAACCCCGAUUCCGAGACCGACGAGGAUGAAGAGGAAGGGGACGAGCAGCAGCGGCUCCUCAACACCCCUCGAAGGAAAAAACUGAAGAGUACGUCCAAAUAUAUUUAUCAAACAUUAUUUUUAAAUGGUGAAAACAGUGACAUUAAAAUUUGUGCUCUAGGAGAAGAAUGGAGCUUACACAAAAUAUAUUUAUGUCAAUCUGGCUACUUUUCUAGUAUGUUCAGUGGUUCUUGGAAAGAAUCCAGCAUGAAUACCAUUGAACUGGAGAUUCCUGACCAGAAUAUUGAUAUAGAAGCACUUCAGGUGGCAUUUGGGUCAUUAUAUCGAGACGAUGUCUUAAUAAAGCCAAGUCGAGUCAUUGCCAUUUUGGCAGCAGCUUGUAUGCUGCAAUUGGAUGGUUUAAUACAGCAGUGUGGUGAGACAAUGAAGGAGACAAUUAAUGUGAAAACUGUGUGUGGCUAUUACACAUCAGCAGGGACCUAUGGAUUAGACUCUGUAAAGAAAAAGUGCCUUGAAUGGCUUCUGAACAAUUUGAUGACUCACCAGAAUGUUGAACUUUUUAAAGAACUCAGUAUAAAUGUCAUGAAACAACUCAUUGGUUCAUCUAACUUAUUUGUGAUGCAAGUGGAGAUGGAUGUAUACACAGCCCUUAAAAAGUGGAUGUUCCUUCAACUUGUGCCUUCUUGGAAUGGAUCUUUAAAACAGCUUUUGACUGAAACAGAUGUCUGGUUUUCUAAGAGGAGAAAAGGUGUGACUAAAAUUGUUACUCAAACUUUUUUUUUAGUUGAAAUUUAAUUAAAAUUGAACCCUAAUUUAUUGAUAGAGAAUUUUAGUGCUGGAGAGGACCUUGGCAGUGAUCUAACUCAAUCCUUUAUUUAUACUGAAAAAAUUUAGGUUGGAUAAAAGAGACUACAGAA